Microstroma glucosiphilum is the source of this 4335-nucleotide messenger RNA. RefSeq lists its product as hypothetical. Gene Ontology annotation, biological process: positive regulation of establishment of bipolar cell polarity regulating cell shape. The transcript is spliced from 13 exons. Gene Ontology annotation, cellular component: plasma membrane of growing cell tip. The record is from RefSeq and is a predicted model, not a curated record. NCBI's taxonomy places the organism in Eukaryota, Fungi, Basidiomycota, Exobasidiomycetes, Microstromatales, Microstromataceae. Gene Ontology annotation, molecular function: protein binding. Bases 1 to 4335 code for a protein of 1444 amino acids.
AUGCCGACCAAUUCGAGCUAUUCCUAUUCACGGACCAAAGGGAUUGACAGACGACUCUUGUCUGCCCAACCAGCAAACCUGCAAGCUUCCUCCGCCGCGUUUCCUGCCAUCGACUUUGAUGCGCUAGGUUCAGUUGGCGUCGCAGGUAGCUUCGCUGGCCUGGACAUCUGGAGCUCGUCUGACAACAGCUCUGCAAACACCUAUGAUCCUGCUGCAUCUACUCUGCUGCACCGCAACAGCGAUGGAACCCUAACGAAGCUCAACGCUACUGAGGCUGGGGGCGUCAUCUCCACUGUAUGCGGUCAGAGCAGUGGUGCAGGGAUGAUCGUUGCUGGAGGUAGCUUCUCAAAAAUGGGCGACGUCUCCACCGCCAACAUCGCCGCCUAUGAUCCAUCGACGGGACAAUGGGAUGACAUGGCGGGCGGUAUAGAGGGCACGAUCACGUCCGUGCUUUGCCUCGAAGAGAUUGUUGUCGUUGGCGGUAAUUUCACCGCUCCAGCAGAAGUCGAUGCUCAAAGCGUUGAAGGUCAGAGAUACCUCGGCAAUGUAGCUGCAUGGAACUUCACAUCCCAAGCAUGGCAAGCUCUAGACUUUGGAGGCCUCAAUGGUACGGUGCAGGCUAUGGUAGCUGGUGCGAAUACUUCGAUGGUACAGUUCGGAGGAACUUUCGACACCGCUUUUGGCAACAGCAGCGCUCUAGGAGCUUCUACAGACAAUGCUACGGCCAUUUCGGGCACAUACACCUCUCCCUCAGCUCUCUCUGCCAAAUGGGCACCCAUUUCGCUGGCUAUGAGUUACUUUGAAGGAGGUCCGUCGCUCAACAACGACAACUUCAACAUGGCCCCACAGAUUCUCUGUCCCCAGGGUGCAGACGGAUCUGGGAACACCGCAGGGUCACUCUCAAGGGUCAGGGCAUUCAGACUGGGCAACACCUUUCACGAUGGCCGGGGAACUCAGAACUUCUCCAUCACCUCCUUCUCAAGCGACAGCCCAAUAGAACUCCUCUACCUGGACCCGGCGACGAACAAGAAUGUCACCUGUACGACGCAGUGUCAGAUGCAUCACAACGCUUCGGUACCUUAUCAGGAUUUCCUAGUCAAUGCACGCUCCUCCGAUGCGGCGAUCGAUGGCACUGUAUCGCUGACUGGCUUUUCGCUGAAUGUCACUGGGUGGCACGGCGCCGGUGCUGGUCUGCAUAUGCUCGAGGUCUUUGCCUACCGCUCAUACAAUCGAGGUGCCUGCAACUCAACGGUAGAAGGAGUCAAUGGGGAUUGCGGCAUUCGCGAAGGUGUCCUUCAAUUGUCAGAUAGCUACAGCAAUCUGGCCUCGCACUCCUCCGCUCAAGUCUCCUUUCAGGUGGAUUUGGCGGUACGAGGCAACUACACGGGCUACCUCCACUGCAAUGACCGAACCGAUGUCCUCGUCACCGUCAUCAACAACUCCACCAACUCGGGCACGUCCAUAACGGUCUCACAGAAUGUUGAAGCUGAUACGGACAUUGCCAUCUGGGAUGGAGAAGUUGACCCAACCAGCGAGAACUUCAUGCCCUCCGUGGUUCUGUCCAUCCCGACAGAUGCUUCUGAACCUUCCAGUGGCAACUUUACGGUCGUCGCCGAUCGUGUGCGCUUCGUGCUGCGCAAUAGCACAGAGAUCUUCCAGUCGAAUGCCACCGCAGUCAAGAAGGGAUUCGGUGUGUUCUCCUACGACAUCAUCGAUCCCGAGGUCCAAGCUCUGACUAACGUCAAUGCUACUGGGGUCAUACCAAACGCCAGCUUGACGUCUCUAGACGCAUUCGGUGUCACUCUUCUUGGUGCUGGGGUAACGCGAGCAACAGACGAGCACGUCUAUGCUCUCACGACUAUCGGAGAUGUGACUUUUGUCGGUGGUGCCUUUGCCUCGACUGUAUUCAACGGCUCAGCUGGGUUCCAGAAUAUCGUGGCCUUUGACAACCGUCAAAAUGCUUCGGAAACAGUGGCUGUCACGAGACUAGACUCCGGCGGUCUCAACGGUCCGGUCAUGGCGAUGGCCGCUUUGCAGAAUCUGUUGUUCGUUGGAGGCAACUUCACCAGCCCAGCAGGUUCUUCCGCUGAUCUCGCGUACGUCGCGCGGUAUGACCCGGCAAAGAGCGCUUGGGCAGCAUUCCCCGAUGGCCCCAACGGACCCGUGACUAGUGUUGCUGCACUAGGUGAGGACGGGCUUCUGAUCGCUGGUAAUUUCACCCAGCUAGGUAGCAAUGAUGUCCCUGGCUACGCUAUCUGGAACGAGACGACAAUGGCUUGGGUCACAGAGCAGAGCUUCAUAGUCGGUGUCAUCUCGUCGAUCAGCGCUGUCAACGGGACUGCUUACAUGGUCGGAUCAGUCAGUGCCGUCAGCGCCAACGCAGCUGCAGGUGCUGCUGGUCUGAAGGCGCCUGCGACUGAUGGCGAUGUUCCACAAGUCACCUCUCUGAACUUCACGUUCGUGCCAGGCGACACUUCUUCCACGACGGCAUCAUCCUCUCGGAGACGCUCCUUAAUCGCCCAGCAAAACAGCGCUCUCAAGAAGAGAGGUGAUACACGCAAUGCUCGAGCCAUACCAGCCCACAGCCAGCCAGCGCAGCGCCGUUCAAUGCUCGGCCGCUUGUUGUCUGGUCUUCUCCGUCGCCAAGACGUCAGCUCUGACCAGGCGUCAUCAACUGCUCAGGCUGAUGCCAUUGAACCAGCCUCUCUCCAGGAUGACGGAACAAACCAAAUCAUGGCGUCUGCUUUCUGGCAACGCAGCGAUGGCGUCAGCUUCACCAUUGUAGGAGGACGCUUCAACACGACUAGUGGGGUCAGCAAUCUUGGUCUGUACGAUCAGAGCGCAACCGCCCUGGAAAGCUUCCCUGCAUACCCUACACAGAAUGGUAGUCUGCCCACCCUCUUCAGGGCUUUGACUGUCGUUGACAACACACUGUAUGCGGGCGGCGAUGGAGGACUUGUGGUCUUCGAUUUGACCAAUGGUACCUGGCUCUCUGCAGGUCAGGAGCUCUCUGCUACAGACAGCGCCAACUUGACCGUCACCGCCAUUGCUCACCGGCCUGACAACGCGCAGGUUAUAGUUGCCGGCAACUUCGACACGGCAGGUAUGCUGCCAUGCUUGAAUGUGUGCCUUUGGGACAUGGACACUCAUCGUUGGAGUCCUCUCGGCAGUGGUGUCAGUGGCCAGAUCACUGCGAUCGACUACGCCGGGACUUCUGCAUCGCAUUUGAUCGUAGCCGGCGAGAUGACCGUUGGAGGAACAAGUGCAUCUCUGCAAGGGUGGGACUUUUCUGCGCAGAAUUGGACGGCCUUCGGUAGCGUUGGCACUGGCAGCGGCCAAGUGCCAGGUCCAGCUACAGCUGCCGUCGUCGAUGAUCUGAGCCUCAGCUCGAUCUUCGUGGCGGGCAGAUACGCAGACGGAGCAGCUCCUUACCUUGCAAAGUGGGACGGGUCGCAAUAUGAGCUUCUUGGUGCGGAGGAGCUGGAGGCAAACACGGGCAUCGCUCAACUCACCUUUGUCCCCAUCACCGAGGCCCAUCCAAGCAACAAUGUCCUGGAGAACAAUCGUCUGCUCGUUGUUAGCGGAGCCCUCACCAUGACAAGCUACGGCAAUCUCUCAAGCGCCUUCUUUGAUGGAGUCAACUGGACGCCCUUCUUGCGCACCACUAGCACGACGGGUGGCUCAGGCAUUGUUCGGGCCAUCAGCCGAUCUACCGAAACACUCAAGUUCCCUAACCUAAGCACCUUGGCAGUCGGUCUAGUCAUACUCAUCUCCAUUGCCAUUGGUCUUGGAAUUGUGUUCUUGCUAGUGCUGAUCGGACUGCUCAUCGCUUUGGCAAGGCGUAGGCCGAACAGAGGCGUCGAUGUCCCUAUCUCCCCCUCGGACGAGAUGUUGUCCGCUGAGAAGAAGAGGCCGACGUCGCUCUUGGCCACGCUCAAUGCAGCUACAGAGAAUGUGAUGGGAGCUGGCGCAGCCGGAGCGGGACUGGGAGCAAUGACGACUACUGCGGGGACCUCCUCGUCGGGCCAUUAUCGUGGAGAAUCCAUGCCGCUCACAUCGGAGGACCACGACUACACAAACGCCAGUAGCAACUAUCACAGCGAGGCUCAGACCGGGCGCUCGGCUUACUAUACAGACGACGGCACGACAGAGGGCCAUACAGCGAUGACCACGGGCGCAAAUACAACGCGCGGUGGCAUCGACGCUCACAUGCGCUUUAGUUUCGAAGCCACUCAUCCUUCGGAGCUGGGCGUGAGAGCAGGUGAUGCUCACUGGUGGCUGGCCAGGUCAGACGAUGGAAGGAUCGGUGUCGUGCCGGCUUCUUAUGUGCUAUAG